Vombatus ursinus (common wombat) is the source of this 6985-nucleotide messenger RNA. RefSeq names its product DEAD-box helicase 19B (gene DDX19B). Gene Ontology annotation, cellular component: cytoplasmic stress granule; nucleus. The coding region runs from base 38 to 1552 and encodes 504 amino acids. The transcript has 12 exons. Gene Ontology annotation, molecular function: RNA helicase activity; RNA binding; ATP binding. The record is from RefSeq and is a predicted model, not a curated record. NCBI's taxonomy places the organism in Eukaryota, Metazoa, Chordata, Mammalia, Diprotodontia, Vombatidae. Gene Ontology annotation, biological process: poly(A)+ mRNA export from nucleus.
CGGCGCUCCCCGCCCCCUCCAGGCUCAGCCUUUGCUCAUGGGGUCCUCCGUGCCGGCCCUGGACCCCUCCCUGCGGCGGCGGCCGUCCAGCCCGGGCCACCGGCCGGGAGCCAUGGCCACUGACUCGUGGGCCCUGGCGGUGGACGAGCAGGAGGCGGCGGCCGAGUCGUUGAGCAACUUAAAUCUGAAGGAAGAGAGAGUCAAACCAGAUACCAAUGGUACUGUUGUCAAAUCCAGUGAAAAUGUAGAAAAGACAGAUGAAGAGGAGAAAGAGGAUAGAGCUGCCCAGUCAUUGCUAAAUAAGCUGAUCAGAAAUAAUCUUGUUGAUAACACCAAUCAAGUGGAGGUCCUCCAACGGGAUCCAAAUUCCCCCCUCUAUUCAGUGAAGUCUUUUGAAGAGCUUAGGCUGAAACCUCAGCUUCUACAGGGAGUCUAUGCGAUGGGUUUCAACCGGCCGUCUAAAAUACAAGAAAAUGCAUUACCCAUGAUGCUUGCUGAACCCCCACAGAACCUGAUUGCUCAGUCUCAGUCUGGUACUGGCAAAACAGCUGCAUUUGUCUUGGCUAUGCUCAGCCAAGUGGAACCUUUGAACAGAUACCCCCAGUGUUUGUGUCUGUCACCAACAUACGAGCUGGCACUUCAGACGGGAAAGGUGAUUGAACAGAUGGGCAGAUUUUAUCCAGAACUUAAACUUGCUUAUGCUGUUCGAGGCAAUAAAUUAGAAAGAGGUCAGAAGAUCAGCGAGCAGAUCGUAAUUGGUACCCCUGGCACAGUUCUGGAUUGGUGCUCCAAGCUGAAAUUCAUUGAUCCCAAAAAGAUCAAGGUGUUCGUUCUGGAUGAAGCUGACGUGAUGAUAGCCACCCAAGGCCAUCAGGAUCAGAGUAUCCGCAUCCAGAGGAUGCUCCCUAAGGCUUGUCAGAUGCUGCUUUUCUCUGCUACCUUUGAAGAUUCUGUGUGGAGGUUUGCACGGAAAGUUGUCCCAGACCCAAACAUCAUCAAACUGAAACGAGAGGAAGAGACAUUGGACACCAUUAAACAGUACUAUGUGAUGUGCAAUAACCGCGAUGAAAAGUUUCAAGCCCUUUGUAAUCUUUAUGGGGCCAUCACCAUUGCACAAGCCAUGAUCUUCUGUCAUACCCGCAAAACAGCUGGUUGGCUGGCAGCUGAACUAUCCAAAGAAGGCCACCAGGUGGCCCUUCUGAGUGGCGAAAUGAUGGUGGAACAGAGAGCUGCCGUGAUUGAGCGUUUUCGAGAGGGCAAGGAGAAAGUGUUGGUGACUACCAAUGUGUGUGCUCGAGGUAUUGAUGUUGAACAGGUGUCUGUGGUUAUCAACUUUGACCUGCCAGUGGACAAGGAUGGGAAUCCAGACAAUGAGACAUACCUGCAUCGGAUUGGGCGCACGGGGCGCUUUGGCAAGCGAGGCCUGGCCGUGAACAUGGUAGACAGCAAGCACAGCAUGAACAUUCUCAAAAGGAUCGAAGAACAUUUCAAUAAGAAGAUAGACAGAUUGGACACCGAUGAUCUGGAUGAGAUUGAGAAAAUAGCCAACUGAAAAGCAUUGGCUAGAGUUGACCUACACUCUGUGGAUGUCCAUCUCCAGCUCCAUUUGGACUAUUUGUUAUUCAAAUUGGCAUAAUUCUCAACUAGUCACCAAAAAGGACUAAGGCAGGAAUACAUAGAAAUUACCUACCUCAUUUCAAAUUAUGUUUGGACUUAACAAAAAAAAAAAUUGUGCAAUUAAUGGAGGGAGGGUAGAAAGAGAAAAAAUGUUUACAUGAGCUCAUAAGAUUAGGCAUGAAUACACAGAAAUUACCUUAUUCGCAAAUUUCUCUCUUAUUUAAAGUUUAUGUGUACCAGUCUUAAAUGUAAACUAAGGACCUGUCAAAGCUUUAGUUAGUCUCUGACUCUUGGCCCCCUUGUGGUAGUGUAUAGAUGUCUCUUCUUUCGCCUAGGAUAGGCGUAUGUUAGUGUAUAUACCUGUCUGCAUCUACCUGCAAAAUUGACGUAGUAGAAGUUAGGAAGAAACUGAGUAGUAGGAGCUAUGUAGUGCCAGCCACCAGGGCUGAGCCAUGCUUCACUGUUUGAUUGGGUGGAGUAAGGGAAUCAGAUGUGUUUUAUGAGUUAGAUUUCCUAGGCUAGGAUGAUGGAGCAAAUCUGGGAUAGGGAUACCUUUACCCUUUUGCCAGGCAAAGCAGUAAGGAAUUGGCUGAAGAUUGACAAUUUUACUUAAAUUUGGAACCUUUCUUACAUUUAGGUUUCUUUCCCAGCGUCCUAGCUUAACCUCUCUUGGGAUACACUUAAGGGAAUGACUGGUGUACUGGCAUGAGUCAGUACAAAUGCCGGUGUAGCAUCAUACGUUUCAUUCUACUCCAUGUGGCUGUUCUGCUGGUGCCUGGUAGACAGUAUCUUUCCAGCAUCCCUAAAAUGCCCAGGAUCCUUCAGUAGUAACAGAUGGAAAGUAGACAAAUGGUCUUAGAUCUGUUCCUCUUCAGCAGAACCAGACACUGGAGUCUCUGCUUGUAUGACUCAACUGAAAAAGCCAGAAGGAAGUAUUUGAAUGAGAUUGGAAGAUACCAUGGACACCAUAGCCAGCAGUGGCCACAUAUUGUCAGUCUGGCAUUGCUGUCUAGAUCCAAAAGGUAAAGCUUAGGAGGAAUCACCUGAGAUAUACGGUGUCCUUUCCAAAUAUUGAUUCUAACUUGGUGUCUGAGGUGGUUGGUAUGCAAAUACCUGCAAUCAUAAUUAGAAGUGGACUAGAAAUACCCUUUCGAUGACCUGUUUUAUCUUCAGGCCUAAUUUCAGGCUUAUUUCUAUCUUACUCAUCAGUGGUAACCAAAAAAACCACCCUGGGGCCAUCUUGCACUGAAACUUUUAUACUGGUAACAGUAAUUUGUUCUUUUUAGUAUCUGAACUGGACUGUGCAGCCUCUUUAAAAAAUGACAGAAGGGCAGGAACAGUGUGGAGCCCUAACAAGGAUAAACCACAGCUAUCUCUGUGUGCUUCAAUGUUGCCACCCUCCUGUCCCCCCAGGAUUGGAUAUCUUCAUCUAGGUUUCUCCUCUUUUCUUCAAGAAGAAAAAUCCCUAUUUUAUUGAACAGUUAGCCCAGACUGGUGCCUCUCAAAAUAGCAUGGCCUUCCUAAGCUUCUCACAUCCAAGGAAAGGAGGGGGGAGCGUAGCUAUUUGGUGGAUUUAAGGCAUUUUGGUGGUCCUGAUUUCCUAAACAGAAGAGAUCCAAAGGAAAGGGUGGAGGAACCACUACAGCUUUUCAAGAAAUGCUGCUGCUUCUCUGACUCCACUUUCUCAACCCCAAAGGACUAAUUAUUUUUAUCAUUGAAGAAUUGCUCCAGACACCAGACACGCUAUAAAUGGAUUCUGAGCUUCUCUAGCUAGGGGGGUAGAUGUGUAAGGUAGUUUAUCGUAUCUGUGAGGUAUGCUCAUGGCACAGGUUGCUUUAUAGGUGUCCCCAUCUCUUGGGUUAUAAAGCUUCUUUCUCUCCUGUACACUGUUGGUGAGAGGCAGAACCCAUAGGAUCCUUUGAUAGCAUCUCCUUCAGUCUAAGAAUGGGCAUAUCUUAAUAUCUGCUCUUUUGAGUCCUAAUCAGUGUGGGCUGCACUUACAUAAGAAAGCUGAUCCAUCGUCUUCAACCUUUUGGUUGAUCUUUCUGAGCAUUUUUCCUUGACUUCCUUGAUGCUUUUGGUUCCAUUUUUCCUCCUUGCCUUUUUGCCCAACCCCAUUCUUAAACACAAGGGAAUUUCAAGCUAAUCUUUACCUUUCCUCUUCAUAGAUGAAGUUAAAUGGACAGAAGGAUGGUUUGGAUUAGUUGGGUUGAGAUAAUUGUCUAACCUGAUGGAAAUCUGGUUAAGGGACAGGGAGAGCAGGCUUCCUGCUGGGGUGUUGGCUGGUCCUCCAAGCAUUGUAUCUCAGCUGCUGUUUUAUCCUGCAGAUCUAAGAGAGAAGCAAUAGAGGACAAGGGCCGGUGAGCCUCCAAAGGAUUCUCUAGCAGGAGGGAAAUUAGGAAAUCUAGGAGGGGUGACUGGGUCUGGUCUUUUUUCUCCCUUGAAUAGUCUGUGCUGCUCCUUUAUUGUCUGUGUCUUAUCUUUGCCUUUUCUGUCAGGCUUCUUGAAAGGACCCAGGAGCUGUGGACUGUUGCUGCCUCCACGUGGGCUAUGGCCUUCUUAAUGAAAUCUGCUAAGGCAUGUAGGGCAUGGCCGUGGAUGCUAUGGAGCAUAUGUGGCAGGGAAGAGAGAAAAAUGAAUACAGUAGUCUAGAACUGCUUUAGUAGGAUCGGUUUCUGGUUCUGACCUGUGCCUUUGAGCAGAGUUGCUAAUCAGCACUGGUUAGAACUCUAUAUACUGCCUGUCAAUAGAAAAAUGUCUUCAUUGGCAACUUGAGCAUCAUAUAUGACUGUAUGGAUAAAAAAAUGCCUAACUGUAUAUCCAUUCCCUACUUUGUUACAUUAAUAGAUUUUAACCAAUUAUGAAAAAGAUGUUACUAAGGUUUUUUUCUUAAUUUAUCAAUAUAGGAAGAUAGGGAACAACAUAGUUUUGGUUGCUGGGUUUUAUUUGAUUAGCCCUUUGCUGUUGACUCAUGUUGACACAUGGUUUUAUAAGUUUGUGUAUGUGCUGAAAUUAUUAUUCUGUACCUUUAACCCUAGGGUGGCCACUGUAUCGAAGACUAAAUUCACAGAAACUCAAAUCACAAGGACAUUGUGGUCAGCCCCUUUUGGGAGCCUUACACUCCUGAUCUCUGAUUAAAAAAACAAACAAAAGGAUAUUUGGCACUGCAAGCUCUUCAGGAAAAAAAAGGCAGUAAAAGUAAAAUAAAAUGUCAUUAUGUUCUACCUUCUCAGCCCAGGGAAUGGAGAUGGAUGAGGCUUCAGGGUUGUUUUAUCACCACUUAUUUUUUUUUUUAAUUAACAUCAAGACUUGUAUAAUGGUCCAGGAAUUGAGAGAAAAAAAUUUUUUUUUGAAGUGUGAGAUUAUUCAGGCAAGACUUCAUGAAAGAGAAGAAUUUUGAAUUUGGCUUUGAAAGAGCAAUAACAGAAGUAACAGGAACUGGAAGGGUGUGCUCGGUAGACAGAUACUGAGUCGGUACAGAGCUAUAGAGGCAAGGAUAAAUAUGGGGUUUAUAGAGGGACCAAAGGACGACAGUGAAUCCUGGGGAGAGCAGAUUAGAUACGUGAGGUAUAAAUCCUUACAGAGGAAGGGGAAUGGGAACCUGGUAGUCAGUAGGAAAUCAUAAAUCCUGAAGGGAGUGAAAUGAUGGGAUUGGUCUUCUAGGAAGAUCAAUGUGGAGGAAAUGAGGGUCAUCUCCACAGGUUCUGGUCUUUUGUGAAUACUUAUGCGCCCAAUGUCUCACUGAUGCCUUGGCCUAAAAAGCUUCCUUGAUGUUGGGACCUACCAGGGGAAAAGACCUAACUAUAAUAGCUUUAGUUGUAGAGGGUGAGUGGAGGAGAAAUUGAAGGAAGCCUUUCAGGUUUAUUUUAGCUCUCAGACCCUCAGCUUUUAAAUACUUUAACCCCCUUAGCCUUUAUUUUCAAUUAAAGGGACCUAAGUAGGAGUGAAGGAAAGGCCAGACUGAGGGCCUUCCUUACUUGUAAGCAGCCUUGUGUCCCAGCAUGGAGUGAGGGCAUAAGAGACCACGACAGGGAUAUUUUGUGCACUCCAGGAGCUUUCUGAACUUUUGAGGACCCCUGUCUAGAGCUGAAUACUUUGGGGUUAAUUGCACUGCUGUGUGACUAGACCUCAGCUCUCUAUCCAAUUUACUGAACUAGAGGAGACAAGAGAAUAUCCAGUCUGUGGGCUCUGUGGCCCCAGGAACCAUAUGCCAAUUGUUGUACCUCUGAACUGGCUUAUUAUUACUACUCCUAGAAACCAGGAAUGAAUGAAAACUCAACCACAUUAUUUAUGCAUAGAAAAAAUUUUGAUUAAACCAAAAGUCUGUUAACUGCAUUAAAUUCCUGGGGUGGAUUCGGGAGCACUCAGUCGUGCCAGCACAAUGGAAGUAGGCCAAUUCUCAAUAAUGUGUUGGUUGUUAAUUUUAUUAACCUGUAAGCUAAACUGAAUCAUACUGUAACAGACAAAUGUUUUAUUUUUUGAACAACAGACUUAAUGAUUUUUCACUUCUCUGGACAGCAUCCCUCGUACCAUUCAUUGUUGCCUUUUUCUGAACACCUUGAUGCUGGAGGGAGUGGUUUCAGACAGAACCCGGGUAACUGCACGAUCUGCAAAGUACAGAAAACUGACAUAGUUAACAAGUGAGUCUUACUAUGUGCACCAUUAGUCAAUCUCUCUGGGCAAGUCAGUGCUAAUAGUUUCCUAAGGCCAUCUGUUCAUUAUGGCUCACAUUUAUGUGCUGAAUACGUAGCCACUCAGUAAAUACUUUUCAAAUUUAAGUAACCUAGGUCUUCUACUUUGGAGUAUGCCAAGUAGUUAAGAUGUCAUGUAGAAUAAUAAGUUAGAUUGGGAGUAUUUUAUUCUGGAGUCAUCUGUGAGGACUGCCUUACCUCCUUAAAAUGUCAAGUUCAUUUAUCCAGUGAAUGUCUAGUCUUCAAACUCAUAGUGGCUUCUUGUAAAAUGGGUUGUGUAUGAGCAGCAGAGAUCAUGUAGGUCUCACAUCUGUUUCAUGCUUCCUGCUUGAGAAAUCCCUGAAACAUAUUUCCUCUUAGUGCCCCAUUUAACCCACUAUAAGAUGGUUUGUGAAAUGUUUUAUUUCAUACUCUCCAGAAGCUUCACAAGUGUGAAUGAAGUAAUAGAAUGUAUGCUCCUUGAGAGUAGGGAUUGUCUCAAUCUUUGUAUUCCCAGCACAGUGCCUGAUACAUAGUAGGUGCUUAAUAAAUGUUGAUUGAUUUAUUGAUUGGUGGAUUCUUUUCAAGUUGCUGUCGAGGGAAAAGUUCCAAGGACUUGACAUUAUCACCAUUAUUUUAACUACAGCCAGCAGGGUAAUUCUCUGCAGCUAUUUGCCUAACAGGAAAAAUAAGACAAU